Messenger RNA from Rotaria sp. Silwood2, 399 nucleotides. The record is from the annotation of a GenBank genome assembly. NCBI's taxonomy places the organism in Eukaryota, Metazoa, Rotifera, Eurotatoria, Philodinida, Philodinidae.
AUGCCACCACAAGAAAUUAGUAAAUUAUGGGUAAUGAUAAUAGAUGAAUAUCAAGAUAUUGAAAAUAUCGAAGAUUUUUAUGAUUAUGUAACAAAUACAUGGAUAGACGAUGAUGCUUUAUUCGAUUAUAUAUUAUGGAAUUAUUAUGAUUUUAAAAGUUCAACAACUAAUAAUCAUCUCGAAGGAUGCCAUCAUCGAUUAAAUAAUGAUUUAAAUAAUGUUGUACAUCCACAUUUUUAUUUAUUCAUUCUUGCAAUUCCAAAUGAUUAUGCUUAUAACUCACCAAUAUCAUCACGUCAUUUAGCAACUGGUAUAUUACCUCCACGAAAAAAGUUAUUUUUGCUAUUGUACAAACAGUUAAUGUGGAUUGAUGAACGACAACCUGGUUCAAGUCAUUAA